Tachyglossus aculeatus (Australian echidna) is the source of this 907-nucleotide messenger RNA. RefSeq names its product complement C8 gamma chain (gene C8G). Gene Ontology annotation, biological process: complement activation. The transcript has 7 exons. Bases 113 to 721 code for a protein of 202 amino acids. The record is from RefSeq and is a predicted model, not a curated record. Gene Ontology annotation, cellular component: membrane attack complex. Lineage: Eukaryota; Metazoa; Chordata; Mammalia; Monotremata; Tachyglossidae.
ACGGCCAGCCCGUGGGCCUUGAAUCUUAUCUGUUGGUUGGCGUGAGUCCGCGACUCAGUGACCCUCCAGUCCUCCCGACCUCCUGGACGCUCAGGCCCAGGGACUCGGAGCCAUGCGGCAGGCCGGAGCCGCCGUGAUCCUCGCCCUCCUCCUCGCGCCCGGAUCUCCAGGCCAGAGGCAGAGGAAGCGUCCCCAGCCCAAGGCUCCCCUGGACGACGUCCGAGGGCAGGACCCCUUCGACCUUCAACAGUUCACAGGGACUUGGUUCCUGGUCGGCAUGGCCUCCGAAUGCGGCUACCUGAGGGACCACAGCCAUCAGCUGGAGGCCACAGCCCUGCACGCGGAGGCCGUGGACCGGUCUUUGGCCUUCGGCACCUUCCGUAAACUCGACGGGAUCUGCUGGAACGUUAAACAGUGGUACGGCCCGACGAAGACCAACGCGAGGUUCCUCCUGAGAGGCCGCGGCUCCGGUGGCUCCGUGGACCUCGUGGUGGGAGAGACGGAUUACUCCCAGUACGCCAUCCUGUACUUCCAGAAGCAGAGGAGACUCUCCAUCAAGCUGUAUGUCCGGGCAGUCCCCGCCAGUGACCAAGUCCUCAGCAGGUUCGAGCAGCGGGUUCUGGAUGCCAAACUGAGUGAAGACGUCACUUACUACUUCCCCACUUACGGCUUCUGCGAUUCCGCGGACGAAUUCCACGUUCUUGAUGAACGGAGAGGCUGACCGGGAGAGAGAAGGUUGGGAGUUCUGGCCACGACGGACAACGAAGGCUCCAAGAAGCAAGGUGUCAGCAUCCGCCUAAUUCUUCAUCCCCGACUCCGUCCCCGCUACCCACCCUGUUGUAUCGUCCUCUCCCAAUCGCCCAGUUCAGUGCUCUGCACACGGGUAGUGCUCAAUAAAUAAUUAUAA